UGAACAGGGGUCAUGUUGUGCAUCAAAGGGUUAAUUCUGCUCCGGCGGCGUGACGUCACAGGGCUGCGCGCGCUCCCGCAUCUGUUGUGAUUCGGCUCAAGAAAGAAAAACUCCUGCUGAAGCGACUGAGAUCCACGUGACACUGUUAUAAAGAUGGCGAUUAUUAAAGAGGAGAGUGAAGACUUCAGGAUUGAAGCAGUGUUUAGUCUGAAACAAGAAGAGACUGAGGAACAAACAGGCCUGCUGGUGCUGAAAGAGGAGAAUCAAGAUCCGAAUGAAAUGGAACAGACAGAUCAGUAUGAAAAACACCAUGAUUUAAUAACUGUUGAAAAAGCCAUACAGAUUAAAAAGGCAUCUAUACGAAAAAGAGCUCAGAAAACCAAAUCUAACAGCUCUUUCACCUGCCAUCGUUGUGGAAGGAGUUUCAAUGAAAAACAAAAACUUCAAGUGCAUGAGAGAGUUCACACUGGAGAGAGGCCAUUCCCCUGCCAACAGUGUGGAAAGAGCUUCACUCAACAAGGAGCCCUUAAAAGGCACAUGAGAACUCACACGGGAGAGAAGCCUUACACCUGCCAACAGUGUGGAAACAGUUUCACUCAAAAAGGAUCUCUUAAAAAUCACAUGAGAACUCACUCAGGAGAGAAGCCUUUCACUUGCCAGAGGUGUGGAAAGAGUUUCGCUCAAAAACCACACCUUCAAAUACACAUGAGAUCUCACUCGGGAGAGAAGCCUUUCACUUGCCGUCAGUGUGGAAAGAGUUUUACACAGAAAGGCACCCUUCAUUCCCACAUGAGCAUUCACACUGGAGAGAAGCCUUAUACAUGCGAACAGUGUGGAAAGUGUUUCCCUGUAAAACAAAACCUUAAAGUCCACAUGAGAGUUCACACUCAAGAAAAGCCUUUCACUUGCAAGUAUUGCGGGAAGAGUUUCACACAUGCAUGCACCCGUAAUUACCACAUGAGAAUUCACACUGGACAGAAUGUGUUCACAUGUGAUCGUUGUGGAAAGAGUCUCGCAACAGAAUUUAGCCUUAAGUGUCACAAGAUCAUUCACACUGGAAAGAAACCCUUCAAAUGUGAUCAGUGUGGAAAGCGUUUCAUAUGUAUGGUAAGACUUAAUUACCACAUGAUGACUCAUUCAGCAGAGAAAUGCUGUAAAUGUGCUCAGUGUGGAAAGAGUUUCAGUCAUAAAGGUAGCUUCAAUGCUCACAUGAGAAAACAACACCCUCGAGAGAAGCCUGUGGGAAGAGCUUCUCACAAAUAGAAAAUGUUAUUUUUAGGAGAGAGGCCUUUCACUUGUUUCUGUGUGUUCCUGAAACAUUCAAGAAAAUUUAGGAAAUAAAGUGUGAAUGUGACAAGAAGCAAAUUUUAAAAAAGAAAUAAAGAAGCAAUUUUAAAAAUCACCGGCAUAUUCACUUUAGAGGAAGGCCCAUUAACUGUGAUCAAUGUAAUGCAUUUCUUUUGACAUCAAACCUGAUAGACACGCCUGAGAAGUGGCCCUGCAAUUUAAAAUAGCACCAAAAAAUAGGUAUCUGUUUGAAAUUAAAACCUUCACGUCUUUUAUUUGUAUUGUUCACUUUUUUUUUUUAUACUUGUCUGGAGGUUUUUUAUUUUUUUUCCAUAUAUGAUCUCCUGUAUCCACACCUGACUGUCUCCUUUGCGAUAGUUUCAAAUAUUGCAGUAGACACUUUGUAUGGAGACAUUGUGCCAUUCAGUUUACUGGUAACUUGGAUUCAAAAUAUUACCUUUCUGUCUUACUGCGAAAUGCCACAAUGUAACUAAAUGGUUAUAAAUAAAAUGGUGAAC
Molecule: messenger RNA, 1805 nt
Organism: Onychostoma macrolepis
Lineage: Eukaryota; Metazoa; Chordata; Actinopteri; Cypriniformes; Cyprinidae
Product: gastrula zinc finger protein XlCGF8.2DB-like
Exons: 3
Coding region: 154-1263 (369 amino acids)
Biological process (GO): regulation of transcription by RNA polymerase II
Molecular function (GO): DNA-binding transcription factor activity, RNA polymerase II-specific; RNA polymerase II cis-regulatory region sequence-specific DNA binding
Source: RefSeq, a predicted model, not a curated record